AUGGAUAGAGAAUGUGCUGUGAUGCUAUCCUCGGUCACUGUGUCAAAAGAGAACAUGAACGAGGAUAAUGACGAUUUGACAAGAAAUUGGACUCAGUUAUCGCAUAAAACUAAGGAAUCCAAUUUAGUAGUGGAUUUGAUCAAUGUGCUAUCAGGGUUAGAGUCGAGCUUCUUUACAUGGACGAGGAAUAGAGAAACUGGCAAAUACAACAUAUUCACAAACCCGUUAAUACAAAAUGACUUUGAAGCCGACGUUUUUGAAAUGUGUUCUGCAAUACUGGACGUUCGACUGCACCAGAGAGUGCUCUUGGACUUUAUUGAUCAGGGCGAGAAUAGUUUCAUCUGCCAGUCGAUAUCAGAGGUGUUUCUGAGCGUUCUCGAGGAUCUGCAGGACAGCUUAACGAAGUUCCACGACAAACACCUGGACUCGUUCCUGGGAAUAGAAAAAUUGUUCGUAUACCUGAAGCCGGCAACGCAGACGCUAUCACUGCUUUCUGCAGUAUCCACGGACUUCGACGCAGAAAAGCUUCUGAAAGAUAAGAGUAACCUGGGAGUACUGAUUUUAAACAGUCUGGAGCAGAGAUGUAAAGGCGGUGUCGAAGCCGAGAAGGAGCUGUGCCAGUACCUUUACAACGUGAGCAUGGAAUCGUAUUUCCAACUAAUUAAAAAUUACGUGUUGUACGGGUCAGUGAAUGAGCACGUGGCCGAUUUUUUUGUUAAAUGUGGAAGGGAAAGAGAGUUUUUGGACCAGUACGUAAGAGUAAAUCGCAAGGAUGGAGAAUCAGGGCUGUCAGAAGAAGAUUGUGAUGACGAUCCUGAUAAAGUAUACUUUGACGAAGUGGGACUUUGGUUGGACAGAAGAUACGUCCCCUCGGUGUUAAAAGACGCGGCAGUGAAGGUUUUUGAAGCUGGAGUGUACCUGAACGUGAUGAAUGUAACUAAGAGUCAGGAGCUGACGUUUAAGAACGUAGAAGAGUUGAUAGCGAGUUUGGAAAACAUACACACAUCGUUAUCUAAUCAACUUUUGGAACAUUUGAAUGAUAAAUCGAACAUUGGUGCGCUUUUUAAGAAGUUUUUUGACUUUUACCUCUGUCAAAGGUCGGAUUACGUGACAAGUGUUAUCGCAAUGAUGAAAGGAAACGAAGAAUUGGACUCAAUAAAUGAGUACUUAAACGAGAAGAAACGUAAAAAUCACAAGUGUGAUAAGGAGGGAAUUAUGAGCCUGAGGAAGGGAGAGAAUACUCCGAGCAGUGCAACGAGCUCAUGGAAGGAGUACCAUGACAUUAGCAGCAGCGGCAGCUGCAGUGUCACUAGUAGUGCUGUUGGCACUGGCAGAAACAGCAGUAACGCUGAAGACGAUGAAUAUCAUGUUGAGGACAAUGGCAGUGACGAAAACGGUUUCCUUUGGGUUACUCGUGACAAUUUGAAGAACUUGACGGACUCGUUACAGUUUUAUAAGUACUACGAGCAUGUUAAUCUAGGUUCUGAAGGCAAUUUUAACAGUGUGGAUCUGCAUUAUAGCAGUAGUAACAGUACUAUUGAUGCCGAUGGAACAAUCCGCAUGGGCCAAAGCAGCUCCAACAAUGUGACUGGUGGUGGUGGUGCUAGUGUCAAUAGGGAGGCACGUAAUGGCAAAUUUAGAUGUAACGUCAAUUGGCGCGCCUCGAGACUCAAUAAUUAUAACCUUGAAGACAGCAGUGAUCGCUUCGACUCCUUGGUGGCCAGUGAUACUGACCACAGGAGCCUCGUUCUCUGCUGUUGCAUGGACAGAGUCAGUAGACUCGUGUUCACGCGGAAGGUGGUGUACAAGUACAAGCUGAUGUUCAAGCUGCUCUUUCAGCUCAAGUACGCAGAGCACUCGCUUAACGAGCUGUCCUUGCACCACAUGAAGACGAGCAGAGUACCCGUGGAGCCUGAGCUGAUGGGCAGGCUGAACGUGCAGGUGUUCACAGUGACGAGGAUGAGCCACUUCGUGAAGAGUGUGCUGCGCCACUUCCUGGUGGACGUGGUCUCAGUGGAGACUGGCGCGUUCAUGUCGAACGUCUACGGCGACGUCCACGCGCUGUGCAAGGCCCACAAGGCGCUCGUGGACCUCCUCGUAGAGGCGUUGCUGCUUCGUGACGCUGAGUUGAUCUCGGCGCUGCAGAGGGUGCUCUUGCUGAUAGUCAAGUUUGCGACGGAGCUCCUGAAGUUCAUUGACGACCCCAGCUACGCAGUAUACCACCUGAAGCUGGACGCGGAUGGCGGCUUAGCUGCCUCGAGUUCGCACUCCGCUGUGCAUCUGGCCGCCUAUAACCUUAACUGCCUACUCAGGAACCCAGGGUACCAGAACAUGGUGGAGCUGUCCAGAACUGAGUUUGAGGGUGCCCUGAGUCACUUUAAGUCGUUACUCAGUAGAAGCGACCACUCACUAAGGAGUGCAUUUGAAUGA
Theileria orientalis strain Shintoku is the source of this 2430-nucleotide messenger RNA. RefSeq lists its product as uncharacterized. Bases 1 to 2430 code for a protein of 809 amino acids. Gene Ontology annotation, cellular component: equatorial microtubule organizing center; centrosome; gamma-tubulin complex. The transcript has 2 exons. The record is from RefSeq and is a predicted model, not a curated record. Gene Ontology annotation, molecular function: gamma-tubulin binding; microtubule minus-end binding. Lineage: Eukaryota; Apicomplexa; Aconoidasida; Piroplasmida; Theileriidae. Gene Ontology annotation, biological process: microtubule nucleation; spindle assembly; meiotic cell cycle.